Messenger RNA from Effrenium voratum, 909 nucleotides. The record is from the annotation of a GenBank genome assembly. NCBI's taxonomy places the organism in Eukaryota, Dinophyceae, Suessiales, Symbiodiniaceae.
AUGUUUGUGAUCCGCAUUAGCAUCAAGGUGGCAUUCACCAGCUUCAUGUGCGAGCUCAUGCUCACGGUGCCUAUAGCCAUCACCAAUCAGACCUUGGCGAUCUUCACGUUGCUGGCAGCGCCCACACUCUUCGACUUCCUGGUCAUGUACGUAGCUCUGAUCGGGCUGCAGAUGAUCGAGCGCAUCUACAUCGGCCCCAAUGAGGAUGUGGUCAUGGGCAAGUUGGCCGUCUGGAAGCAAACCUUCGACCGGUACAUGGCCUCCUUGAAUGCUGCAAAGCCCAAGAAAGCCGACGACGACGAGGAGUCGGAUGAUGAUCAGAAAAAGUUCGAGGAUGCGGAUCAGAUGGAGCUCGAGGGUGAAACCGAGGAGAUGAUCUCGUUCCUGGCGACGGUCUCCGCGGACAGCGUGGCCAACCUGGUGGUGCCCACCUUCUACGUGGCCCGGCGCGGCCUUGCGCCGUUGGGCGCGGGGGCGGAGGAGGCCACGCAGAGUCCCGCCUUCAAAGAAGCCGCGGCUUUGGUUGUGGACGGUGUCGAGGAGAGCAGCGAGGAGGAGGCACUGGAGUGGCUGCAGGCCGGCUUCGGGUGGACUGUGAAGAGCCGACGCUUCUGGCGGAAGGAGCGCGCGGACCAGGAGCCAGACGUCCAGGCAGUCAAGGCCACCUUGGCCUGGCUGCAGGAGAAAGACCUGGCGCGCAAGGCCUGGGUGAAGCGCUUCCCCGAGGCGCUGGGCCUCAGCGUGGAGCAGCUGGAGGAGGGCAAGGCCACUGCGCCCAGCUACCUCAAGAGUGACACGGCCUACAACAAGGCCAUCAAGUCCAACCCGCAGCUGCUGGGGAAGAACUAUGACUGCCUGGCGGAGCACGAGAGUUGCCAGGGCAAGUGCUCCAGGUGCUGGAACACCUGA